Alternaria atra is the source of this 1647-nucleotide messenger RNA. RefSeq lists its product as uncharacterized. The coding region runs from base 1 to 1647 and encodes 548 amino acids. Gene Ontology annotation, cellular component: U4 snRNP; precatalytic spliceosome; U4/U6 x U5 tri-snRNP complex. NCBI's taxonomy places the organism in Eukaryota, Fungi, Ascomycota, Dothideomycetes, Pleosporales, Pleosporaceae. Gene Ontology annotation, biological process: spliceosomal tri-snRNP complex assembly; mRNA splicing, via spliceosome. The record is from RefSeq and is a predicted model, not a curated record. The transcript is spliced from 2 exons.
AUGGCGACUCUCGAGCAAGAACUCCUGGCGGAUUUCGCAGACAGUGGUGACGAGGACGUUCAGGACCUGGAGAAUGACUUUGCUGAGGGCUCGGGCGAUGACGAGGACAUGGUAGAUGAGGAGGCGCAAUAUCGGGAGAAGAAGGACAAGGAAGACAAGGGCCCUGCCGACAUCCGAUCCGCUCAGCAGCUCAAGACGAACCUAGACCCCGUCCUCAAGCGCAUCGAAGAGACCAAGGACCAGAUGGACAUAGUCGAGGGCGAGUCUUUCGAGGAGUCUCCAGAAUACCAACUCCUCACCGAAGCAAACGAAUUCUCCACGCAGAUCGAUGGCGAGACCGCUACUGUCCACAAGUUCAUCCGCGACCACUACUCAGCAUUCUUCCCCCAUUUGGAAGAUCUAAUCAAGAAUCCCGUCGUCUACGCUAAAGCAUGUUUGGUCAUUGGUGGUGGGCCUCUGUCAAAUAUCAAAGACAUCAGCCCCAAGCUUCGGCAAAUCGAGGGAAUGGAGCCCGCCCAGGUCAUGAUCGUUGAAAUUGAAGCCACACGCGUCGAAGGCAGACUCCUCAACGAAGCUGAGCUCGACCUGGUCUCGAGCGCCUGUCACCUGCUCCUUGAGCUGCACGCCGCAAAGUCCAAGAUUCUGGGUUUCGUCGAGUCCCGAACCGAACUGUUUGCGCCCAACCUGACUGCAUUGAUCGGUAGUUUGACCGCCGCCCAUCUCAUCUCAUACUCUGGCGGUAUCGCAAACCUAGCCAAGACUCCUGCUUGCAACAUCGCCCCCCUAGGGUCAACUAAAGUCUCGGGAGCUACUGUCGGUCUUUCGAACAUGGGUCUGAGGCAUGAGGGCUACCUCUACCAUAGCGACAUUAUUCAGAACCAGAGGCCGGAUCUCAGGAAGCAGGCUCUACGUAUCGUGUCUGCCAAGGUCAUCCUAGCCGCUCGUGUGGACGCCCAUUCCAACUCCCACACCGCCGACAUAGGUAUGGAUCUGAGGAAAGAAUGUGAACGUCGUUUGGAUAAGCUGGUUGAGAUGCCGGCCAACCAAAAGGCUGGAGGAAGGGCUCUCCCCGUACCUGAUGAGAAACCAUCUCGCAAGCGCGGUGGAAGAAGAGCCCGAAAAGCCAAGGAAGCAACCGCUAUGACCGAAAUCCGCAAAGCGCAAAACCGGAUGACUUUCGGCAAAGAAGAGAAGGAGGUCGGAUACGGUGACUCCGUAAAGGGUAUGGGCAUGAUCGGAGCAACCGAUACAGGUCGCCUCCGCGCCCAACAAAUCGACCCCAAGACGCGAGCCAAACUCAGCAAGAAGAACCCAGGUUGGGGUGGCGACACCACACUGGGCGCAGCAUCCUCGCUCAAAGGCUUCGGCGCAGGUGGCACGGCAACCAGUCUCCGCGCACAAGGUCUACGGACUGGUGGUGUGGGACUUGGUGGCGCUGGCACAAAUUCCAUUGCGUUCACGCCUGUUCAGGGCCUAGAGCUUAUUGAUCCAAAGGCUCGGGAGGAGGCGAAUAGGAAGAGGAAGGCGGAUGAGGAUAGGUGGUUCAAGGGCGGCAGUUUCACACAGCUUAACGGUAGCUCGAAGGUGGAUGCUGGGGGUUUCAAGGUGCCUGCGUUGCCGAAUAAGAAGCCAAAGACUGAUUCUUAA